Messenger RNA from Funneliformis mosseae, 399 nucleotides. The record is from the annotation of a GenBank genome assembly. Lineage: Eukaryota; Fungi; Glomeromycota; Glomeromycetes; Glomerales; Glomeraceae.
AUGAAUUUUAUUGAAUUAAUUAGGUACGUUUAUAGUAGCGUUAUUAAUCUCUCCAACAACGAUAUUAAAACAAACCUUGCGAUUUUAAUUACAGCCGAUGAAUUAUGUCUUAAUGACCUCUGUACUUUUAUUGAGGAAUAUCUUCUUGAUAACGAUAACAAAUCAUUAUUAAAACGGAAUUUUGUUCUCAUUCAAGAUGUUGCAACUAGAUUUACUCAAUUUAGUAAACUAGUCCAAUUCUAUAAGAUUAAUAUUCAACAAGAUCUCUCUUUAAUCUUUAGUGCAGAUGAUUUCGCAACAAUCAAACAAGAAAUUCUCCUUGAUAUUCUCGUGAAAAACAACCAUUCUGUAAAAUCAAUUGAAAUUUGGGAUAAAUUAAUGUUAUGGAGUAUUGCAUAA